GUAAAAUUAAAAAGUAAUAACCCUAAAAAUAAAAUUUUACUGAGGGACAAAAUAGUAAAGGGGAGGUGGAGGGAGAAAGGUGUGGUGGUGGAGGGAGCAAUACCCUUAGAAAAGUUUUCCCCGCAUAUUCAUUUCUAAUUCCCUAAGCCCUAAUUUCCUUCCUCCUAAGCACUUUCAUUUUCUGCUGCCUUCAUCACAAUCUUUCCCUGCUUUGGUGAGUGUUCAUGUUCGUCUGCUUUGUGUCUUCCCCUGCUUGGGCUGAGCAUCAUGGUCGAGGCGGCGAGGUCGAGGCAGCGAGGUCGAGGUGGCGAGGAUUGUGCUGAGGCGAUUUUUAUCACUUUCGUCUCCCUGGCACAACAUCACUAUGCUAUAGGUUUGAGGAUAUUGUAUCAGUUAGUUUUUGAGAUAAAUCAGUCAAAUGGAGAUGUUCUUCAUUCACCAUCUCAAGUUGGAGGAAAUUCUCAUUUACAAGAUGAACAUGAACAAGAUGAAAUUCAGGAUAGUUUGUUGGAAGUUGAACAAGAAAGGCCACCAAUACACAAGGGAGCAUGGUUGGUUGAUAUCAUUGGUAAGACACAAGUUCAACAUAUUAAUGCUUGCAUUAUGUUACUUAUAUCUGCUGAAGUUCUUUGA
Vigna angularis (adzuki bean) is the source of this 633-nucleotide messenger RNA. RefSeq lists its product as uncharacterized. Lineage: Eukaryota; Viridiplantae; Streptophyta; Magnoliopsida; Fabales; Fabaceae. Bases 268 to 633 code for a protein of 121 amino acids. The record is from RefSeq and is a predicted model, not a curated record. The transcript is spliced from 3 exons.